Molecule: messenger RNA, 2166 nt
Organism: Brugia malayi
Lineage: Eukaryota; Metazoa; Nematoda; Chromadorea; Rhabditida; Onchocercidae
Exons: 15
Coding region: 1-2166 (721 amino acids)
Cellular component (GO): Set1C/COMPASS complex
Molecular function (GO): histone H3K4 methyltransferase activity; RNA binding
Source: RefSeq, a predicted model, not a curated record
AUGGAUGCUCAUGAAAACGCCUCAUAUCAUCAGAAUGGAGCUAAAAUGUCAGCAGAAGGAUCAAGUCGACCACGUCCAUUAUUGGAAACAGCACACCACAUUCAUCAUAAGAUCGCCUGGAAAGCUAUUAAUGUCGAUACAAAGCGUGUAAUUUUUCGGUGUGACGGUGUCUGCAAAGAUGAUCCAAAGUAUAAUGUACAUACACUGGGUGAUCCGAGGAACCCACUAACAAGAUUUCGUAAUGUGGAGUCGAUCGACCUUCCACUACCUUCUUUUGUUUUGGACAAUAACUCGGUUGGACCACAACCAAAACGUGAAGUUUCCAUAUUUGGUUUAAAUGAUAACAUAAAUAAUGCAUUUUUGACUGAUAUGUGCCAAAAGACCGGUCAAAUUAUUGAGGUAUUCGUAUAUAUGCAUCCUCGAACAAAAAAACAUUUGGGCAUGGCGUACGUUGUCUUCCAGGAUGUUGGUAAAGCUGAAUUGUUUGUUGCAAAAAAUGACGGUACUUCAGUUAUGGGACAAACAAUUAAGUGUAUUAUUGAUCCAUAUGCGAAGGAAAUAAGUCGACGCUAUGAAGAGCGAGCAGUGGAAACAGCACCAAUACCACAUUACUUAUCACGCUUGGAUCAUAACAGACUAAUUGAGUUUCGAAGAGUCAGCUGUACAAGUACUUCUGAAUGUAAAAGCAUUCUCAUAAGUUCAUCACCUCCUACCAAUGCUCAGCAAUCCAGUGAUUUUAAAGCAUCAGAACUGUCAUCGAAAAAACAAUCUGUAGAAUCUGAAGCGGCUUCUCAUCGUCAAGUGCAUCAGCAAUCGGUUGAAGCUGCAUUGGCGAAAGUAGCACAUAUCGGAAAUGUGGUACCAUGUAAUGAACGUACGACAGUUCCACCAAUAACCAGAUAUUUUGCUUCAUCGACAACAUCCCCUUCCGCUACAACUUCAUGUCCACUGUUAAAAACAACACAUCAAACAUUUUGUUCCCAUCAUUUCAUUUCUCAUCAACAGUCGCAGACCCCAUUUACUUACCACCAUUCGAUGCCAGUCAAUCCGAUAUCUCCUCUUCCUAAUUUUCCACCAGUUUCACCUUCCGUCAAUGUUUUCUCAUCCCUUCCACCAAUAGCUGGACGAAUGCCAUUUCCUGUAUGGUCUAAUCUGCCAUCAUCACCUUUGCGAACUUCAGAUAAUACUUGGCCAAGAGCAAAAGCAGUUGUGUCUGUUCCGGUACAACCGCAAGUCCUAUCCAUAAGAAGUCCGGCACCAACAGCAUUAAAUUUUGUUUCAACUGCUUACCAAGCUGUACCAAGUACUUCAUCUUGCGAGGAAGUUGCUCCGAUGGAUCCAGCACCGUCGAAAGAAAAUGAGGAAAGGAAAAAACCGAAAACAGCUGUUGCAAGUGUACAGAGAAGAAAACGAAAUGUUUCAGCAAGUGGAAAAAUAAAAGUAAGAAAAAGAAGACGGUUUCGUGAAGCCAUUCCGGCUUCUUCUGCUUCUGGAAAUACCAGUUCAGAAAGUGAUGAAAGAAGUGAAUUGAGCAAAGAAAGUUCUCAGGAUAGCAGUAGUACUGUUGAAAAGGAACAUCGACAUCGAAAAAAAGGAAUUGUAGAAGAACGUAAAUAUUACAGAAGAAAAGGAGUAGGUGGAACCAACGAUUACUACAAGGAAAUUGUAAUUCGAAGAAAUGAUAAUACGCGAAAAUGUUCACAUGAGCCUAGAUCAAAUUCACCAGAACUAGUGGAAGAAGUGGAAAAUUAUCAACGCAUAAGAAAAUAUAAAAAACAGCACGAAGAAAUUACUGACCGGGAUGAGCAUUUCGUGGAACCGGAUGUUGACUUGCCUGAUCUGGAAAGUGUGAGUAGUGACUCAGUAGUGACUGAAGAUCAGCUCAGUACGCAGCAACAAGAGCUAAAGGCAAAAAAAACUAAAAGUAAUAGAAAGGCUUUAUCAAUAAAGCAUAUCCGCCAGCAACAAUCCAAAUACGUGGAUUGGAGGAAGAAGCGAAUUAUGAAAGAAAGGCGUAAACAGUGUGACCACAGGAGUUAUGGAGAUCGAGAAAAUUCUAGUUUUAGUGGGAAUGAAAAGGGUCAUAGGUGGUCUUCAUCUUCCUCAACUACAGAAUCAGAAACAGAAUCUGAUGGAUCAGAUUCUUUCAAAAAUUGCAGAAGAUAG